UUUUUGGCAGAGUACGGAGCUAGCUGGCUACCGCGAGAAAUCGGCAAUCGACGACAGCUCAAAAGCCAGCCGGAAAAACACAACGAGACACACAGUUUUUCCAGACACACGCGAAUCGCAGUUUGGACUUAUAGGUCAAAGAAACCGAAACGUGUACGGAGCAUUAAAUUGGUGCUUGGUUUGGCUUGAUUUUUGGCGGCGUGCUCCCUCGCUCUCAGAGUGUCCACCUGCCUACACUGCAGCACGUAUCCAGAUCUUCAACUGAAAUCGACAACAAAAAGAAAAAAAUGCCCGACACGGAGAUCAUUGUGACCAAUGCCGGGGAGCCCUCGACCAAGGCCAGUCUGAUUGUUGUCUCCAACCGUUUGCCGUUUGUCCUGAUACGCAAUCCCAAAACUAAGGAACUCGAACGCAGAGCCAGCGCCGGCGGUCUUGUUACGGCCGUCUGUCCGGUGGUGAUCAAGGGCGGCGGUCUAUGGGUGGGCUGGUCGGGCAUACAUCUGGAGGAUCCCAAUGAGGCCAUACCCGAAUCGAAUCCGUACGAUCAAACGCCGACGGCUGGCCUGAAGUCCGAUCAGGUUGUUUCGGUAAACAUCGAUGCAAAGAUCUUCGAUAGCUACUACAACGGCUGCUGCAACAAGAUCUUCUGGCCGCUCUUCCACUCGAUGCCGGGCCGCGCCAACUUUGGCGGCGAGCACUGGCACGACUAUGUGACCGUGAACAAGUUUUUUGCGCUGCGCACCAUCGAGGCCCUGGAGAAGUGUCUGGCGAAGAACAAUGGCAGCGAAAAGAAUCCGCCAAUCGUGUGGAUACACGACUAUCAUCUGAUGCUGGCCGCCAAUUGGGUGCGUGAGCAUGCCGAGGAGAAGAAUUUGCCGUGUCGCUUGGCCUUCUUCCUGCACAUACCCUUUCCGCCGUGGGACAUCUUCCGCCUGCUGCCCUGGUCCGAUGAGAUACUGCAGGGCAUGCUCGGCUGCGAUCUGGUCGGCUUCCAUAUACAGGAUUAUUGCCUGAACUUUGUCGACUGCUGUCAGCGCAAUCUGGGCUGUCGUGUAGAUCGCAACAAUCUGCUGGUGGAACACGGCGGACGCACCGUGCGCAUCCGACCACUGCCCAUUGGCAUACCCUACGAGCGCUUCGUUAAUCUUGCCCAGAAUGCGCCCAAGGUGCUGAAGACGUCCAAGCAACAGAUUAUUCUGGGCGUCGAUCGGCUGGACUAUACGAAGGGUCUGGUGCAUCGCCUGAUGGCGUUCGAGGCGCUGCUGCUCAAGUAUCCGCAGCACAAGGAGAAGGUCAGCCUGCUGCAGAUCUCGGUGCCGUCGCGUACCGAUGUCAAGGAGUAUCGCGAGCUCAAGGAGGAGGUCGAUCAGCUGGUCGGACGCAUCAAUGGACGCUUUACCACCGCCAACUGGGCGCCCAUACGCUAUAUCUACGACUAUGUGAGCCAGGAUGAGCUGGCCGCCCUGUAUCGGGAUGCGGCCGUUUGCCUGGUGACGCCGCUGCGCGAUGGCAUGAAUCUGGUGGCCAAGGAGUUUGUCGCCUGCCAGAUAAACGAGGUGCCCGGCGUGCUGGUCAUUUCACCAUUUGCCGGCGCCGGCGAAAUGAUGCACGAGGCGCUGCUCUGCAAUCCGUACGAGGUGAACGAGGCCGCCGAGGUCAUACAUCGUGCGCUGACCAUGCCCGAGGAUGAGCGUGUGCUGCGCAUGGCGCGUCUCCGUCGCCGCGAGGCCGAAUGCGAUGUUAGCCAUUGGAUGCGCUGCUUCCUGAAGGCGGUGGGCGCUCUCGAGAUGGACGAUGUGGGCACCACCAUUAUGCAGCCGGUCUCAGUGGAUGACUUCGAUGACUACUUACUCAAAUACAUCGGCUAUAAUCACAAGCUGGCCUUGUUGCUGGACUAUGAUGGCACUCUGGCGCCAAUUGCGCCGCAUCCGGAUUUGGCCACGCUAUCGCCCGAGAUUAAGAACGUUCUAUUCAAGCUCUCCAAUCACUCGGAUGUCUAUGUGGCCGUCAUUUCGGGUCGCAAUGUCGAUAAUGUCAAGAAAAUGGUCGGCAUCGAGGGCAUCACCUAUGCGGGUAACCAUGGUCUGGAGAUUCUGCAUCCCGAUGGCAGCAAGUUUGUGCAUCCCAUGCCCAUUGAGUACGAGGAUAAGGUCAGCCUAUUGCUCAAGGCGCUUCAGGAUUCGGUGUGUCGCGACGGCGCCUGGGUGGAGAAUAAGGGAUCGCUGCUGACAUUCCAUUAUCGUGAGACGCCCACACAGCUGCGUCCCGAUAUGGUUGACAAGGCGCGCAGCCUGAUCGAGAAGUACGGCUUCAGGGCAACGGAGGCGCAUUGCGCGCUCGAGGCGCGUCCGCCGGUGCAGUGGAACAAGGGUCGCGCCUCCAUUUACAUAUUGCGCACGUCCUUUGGCGUUGACUGGAACGAACGCAUCAAGAUCAUCUAUGUGGGCGACGAUAACACCGAUGAGGAUGCCAUGGUGGCACUGAAGGGUAUGGCGCGCACGUUCCGCGUUACCUCGUCGGAUAUUGUGAAGACCGCCGCCGAUCAUCGCUUGCCAUCGACUGACUCCGUUUACACGCUGCUCAAGUGGGUGGAACGGCAUUUUAUGGGCCGCAAGGCGCGCGCCAAUUCGUUGACUUAUCGCCCCACCAAGGGCGAUGGCGUCCAAAUGCAAAUGUCCCUGGAGGUGGCCACGUCGGCCAACAGCCUGGAUGUGUAGCGCGGCCAGAGUUAACCAAACAUAUAUGCACAUAUAUAUAUAUAUAUAAUUUGUAAGAUCUUAAGAGUAAAGUAAAUAAAAUAAAUCAAAAAACCAA
This is a messenger RNA of Drosophila montana, 2814 nucleotides long. It is a transcript of the gene Tps1, whose product is annotated as Trehalose-6-phosphate synthase 1. The record is from RefSeq and is a predicted model, not a curated record. Gene Ontology annotation, cellular component: alpha,alpha-trehalose-phosphate synthase complex (UDP-forming); cytosol. NCBI's taxonomy places the organism in Eukaryota, Metazoa, Arthropoda, Insecta, Diptera, Drosophilidae. Gene Ontology annotation, molecular function: trehalose-phosphatase activity. Bases 288 to 2717 code for a protein of 809 amino acids. Gene Ontology annotation, biological process: trehalose biosynthetic process. The transcript has 5 exons.